Dictyostelium purpureum is the source of this 993-nucleotide messenger RNA. RefSeq lists its product as uncharacterized. Gene Ontology annotation, molecular function: hydrolase activity. NCBI's taxonomy places the organism in Eukaryota, Evosea, Eumycetozoa, Dictyosteliales, Dictyosteliaceae. The record is from RefSeq and is a predicted model, not a curated record. The transcript has 2 exons. Bases 1 to 993 code for a protein of 330 amino acids.
AUGGAUAGAAAUAUAUUUAUAGAAAAAGAGUUUGAACAAUUUUGUAUAAACUAUCAGAAACAACCAAUUAUAUUUGGAAACAAUGAUAUAGAAACUAUUAGAAAGAAUUUUGAAUAUAAUGGCGAUUGUGAUGAUUUGGAGUAUCCAUGUAUUGAAAAAAAAGAAAUCUUUAAACUUUGCAAUGAUAAAUAUAACUUGGGCUCUGUAGAAGUGAUUUUUUUUCACCCUGUUGAAUAUGAUGAGGGAUUUGAUAAUAAAGUAUUUCCGAUAGUGUAUUACUUACAUGGUGGUGGUUGGUGCUGUGGAGGAAAUAAAAAGGACUAUUUACUCCCAAGGAAGAUUUGUUACUUUUCUAAAUCGAUUGUAGCGUUUCCUGUGUAUAGUUUAUCGCCAGAGGCCAAAUUUCCAAUCGCAUUAGAACAAUGUUACGAAAUUUUUUUCUUAAUUGUAAAUAGAAUUGAAGAAUUUGCUAAAAAACUAAGAUUUGAUUCAAACUCCAUAGUUGUCGGAGGUGAUAGUUCGGGUGGUAAUAUGAUUAUCUCGUUAUUAUUACUUUGUAAUACUAGAAAUAAAGAUCCAAAUAUAAAAAAAUUAUUUUUAAUUAAUCCACCUGUAGAUUGUAAUCGUGAAAGAGAAUCCUAUGCUAAAUACAAUGGUUAUUUCCUAAGCAUAGAUGCUGUUAAUUGGUUCCUAAAGCAAUAUAUUGAAAAUGAUACCCUAAAAUCGCACCAUUUAGUCUCCCCUAUCAAUGCUACUGUGGAACAAUUAAAAGAUCUACCUGAAUCUUUAUUAAUUUUUGGUGAAUUGGACAUCCUGAAAGACGAAGGGUUAGAGUUCUCCGAAAAGUUAAAAAAAGCAGGUGUUAAGGUAACACCGAUUGUAUUUCCUGGUGCAACACACAGCUUCUUAACAAUUAGAUAUUUCCAAAAUACAAAUUCCUCAAAACAGGCUUUAAAAAAUAUAGUUGAUUUUAUUUUGGAUAAAAAAAAAUAA